CCAAAAGAAAAAAGAGAAGGAAAAAAACUGCCGCUCAUUCUCUGCUCCAUCUUCUUCUCCCUCAGAUCCGCCAUUGUUUCUCACUGUUUUUCGCCUAACUUCAUUCUAUGGUCCUUUGAUUUGAAUAGGAAGAGGUUUAAUACCUUGUUAUUUUCCUUGAAUUGGUGCCUUGAGUUCGGUUUUGUUCCUGGCAAUCCGGCCUCAGACCAUGCCUGCGGCCAAGAAGAUUUUCGACCGAAAUCACAUCGGACAGGCGUUCAGCAAGUUGCUGAAGCAGAUUGGGGAAUCCGAGGAUUUUGAGCUGCCGGAUUGGUUGAACAAAGGGAAGCCUACCCCUUACGUCUUCAUCAGGCGCAAUAUAUACCUGACGAAGAAAUUUAAGCGGAGGCUUGAGGACGAUGGCAUAUUCUGUUCUUGCUCCCCUUCUCCGGAUUCUUCAACUGUAUGUGGCAGUAAUUGCCAUUGCGGGAUGCUAUUCUCAAGCUGUUCCUCCAGUUGCAGAUGCAAAUGUGGAAGUGAGUGCCUCAACAAGCCGUUCCAACAGCGACAUGUUAAGAAGAUGAAGUUAGUUCAGACCGAAAAGUGUGGAUCAGGGAUUGUGACGGACGAAGAUGUCAAACAAGGAGAGUUCAUCAUUGAGUAUGUAGGGGAAGUUAUCGAUGACAAGACUUGUGAAGGAAGACUUUGGAACAUGAAACACCGGGGUGAGACAAAUUUUUAUUUGUGCGAGAUAAACCGAGAUAUGGUGAUUGAUGCUACUCACAAAGGAAAUAAGUCGCGAUAUAUCAACCAUAGCUGCAACCCUAAUACAGAGAUGCAGAAAUGGAUAAUUGAUGGUGAGACGAGAAUCGGCAUUUUUGCAACCCGUGACAUAAAGAAGGGACAGCACUUGACCUAUGAUUAUCAAUUUGUUCAAUUUGGUGCAGAUCAAGACUGCCAUUGUGGUGCAGUAGGUUGCAGAAGGAAGCUUGGGGUAAAACCUAGCAAACCUAAAACUCACUUUGAUGCUGCCCUAAACCUAGUUGCAGAAGCGGCUCGGACACCACCCAAGGUGCAUCAGAAUGGAAGUAUACAUGCAGUUUGGGUCCCUACUUUCCUCCAGGAAAAUCAUGGAACACUCAUAGCCAAGGGCAAAUAUGCCCCCGUAAUUGCAUCGGCGUGGUGGUCAGGUUAUCUCGACCCACGAGGCAGAGGUGUUUCGGCAUCAUCAGACAUUAUGAUGAGUAUUCGGGAAAGCAUUCGGUCAUGUUCGAGGAUGGUGUCACCGAGUUCAUCGACAUGGCAAGAGAAGACUGGGAGCUCAUACCCGUUUGAUAUUAAUGUCGUUUUCAGCAGUUACUCUCUAGAAGUGUUCGUGUCUGUACAUUGUUGGACCCAUUGUCCAUUUUGUACGAUGUUCUCCUGUGACGACUCUUAGAGCGUUUCAUUUCAAGAAUUGCCUUCUUCACUUUUAUGUUAUGUAAGUUCUAUAUAAAUUACAGGCUUAUAAGUUAACAAGAAUGAUGAUUUUAAUUUGA
This is a messenger RNA of Tarenaya hassleriana, 1517 nucleotides long. Its product is annotated as histone-lysine N-methyltransferase ASHH3. The transcript is spliced from 13 exons. Gene Ontology annotation, molecular function: histone H3K36 methyltransferase activity; protein binding. NCBI's taxonomy places the organism in Eukaryota, Viridiplantae, Streptophyta, Magnoliopsida, Brassicales, Cleomaceae. Gene Ontology annotation, cellular component: nucleus; chromatin. Gene Ontology annotation, biological process: regulation of DNA-templated transcription. The coding region runs from base 209 to 1417 and encodes 402 amino acids. The record is from RefSeq and is a predicted model, not a curated record.